This is a messenger RNA of Zingiber officinale, 1254 nucleotides long. Its product is annotated as cell wall protein TIR4-like. The transcript is spliced from 3 exons. Bases 1 to 1254 code for a protein of 417 amino acids. The record is from RefSeq and is a predicted model, not a curated record. NCBI's taxonomy places the organism in Eukaryota, Viridiplantae, Streptophyta, Magnoliopsida, Zingiberales, Zingiberaceae.
AUGCCUGGAAAUCUUCCUUACCUCCCUUGCCCGACGUCAAGGAGUUUCACCUUCAUCCUACUUUUCCUCUCUAUUGAGAAAAAUUGCUAUGUCGCCGCCUUUCUAUACCUAGAUGGCUGCGGGUUGAUCUUCUUGGCUGGGUUCUAUGCUGCUUUGAUUGAUGAGGAGCUACGUUUGGAGGAAGCUCAGCUGCGUGCAAAAGAGCAAGAGCUCCUUGCCGCACUUAAUCAGCCUUCCUCGACUGAGGUUUCGAUUCCUGUGGUGGAAACCUCCAGCUCUCAAGUGGUUCCUGAGGUUACUGGGGACCUACCUGCUAAAAUUCCUGCUGUUUAUUUGCCAGCUACUUCUUCAUCAGUGGUCGUUGCUUCUCCGGCAACUACUUCCCUUCCCAUUAUCGAGCUUACAUUCCCCAUAAGCUUGGAAAAGUCCUUGGCUGAGGUUGCUCCCAGCAAACGUCUCGGCCGCAAACUUACCAGAGCUCCUCCUCCCAAGAGGAGAUUGAUUCUUUCUGGUGAAGAAUUGCUCUCAGAAGAUUUUGCUUCUACUGACCUCCCUUCUGAUGAGCUUACUUUGGCUAACCUUUAUUCUUCUCUUGUUUUCUCUGACUCGCCCUCUUCUGGUACUAGUGCUCCUAGUGGCACUUAUUUUACUUUUCCCUUGUCUUUUACAGAAUCUGGGUCUUUACCUUCUUCAUUUUCUUCCUAUCUAGUUUUCGCUCCCCCUUCUAUUCCCACCUCUUCUUUCUCCAUGGGUUCUUCUACUGUUCCUGUCCUCCCUAUAUUGUUGGGAGGUUCUUUUGCUAGUGCUUGGGAGGAAAUUCAUCCUCUCUUUGGAGAACUUACUACUCCUGAGACAAUUGAUCAAUUCUCUCACAAGGAGACCCAACAAGUUGCUGAUAUGUCUUCUGCUAGAACUUCAGAAGAAUCCAAGCAACAAUAUGAAGCUCAAAUUGAGAGUCUUCAAUCACAAUUUAAAUCAGCUACGGAUCUUAACAAGGAAUUAACUUCCAAAUUAGAGAAGCAAACUGUUGAAAUCAACGAGUUAAAAUCUAAUUAUGAGUCUGCGUUGGCUAAUAAACUCAAGGCUCUACAGCCGAAGGAUGAUGAAAUAACUUCCUUAAAUACCUCCCUAAAUUCAGCUAAAACCAAGGCCUCUACCAAAGAAGCUGAGUUGCAGCCUUCCCAGACGGCUUUAGUAGUUUACAAAGCUGGUGAAGAUGGUCAUUUCAAGGAUCGAGCUAUCGUCUUGAUCUAA